Molecule: messenger RNA, 915 nt
Organism: Parathielavia appendiculata
Lineage: Eukaryota; Fungi; Ascomycota; Sordariomycetes; Sordariales; Chaetomiaceae
Exons: 2
Coding region: 177-653 (158 amino acids)
Source: RefSeq, a predicted model, not a curated record
AAGGCCGGCAUCUGCACCCGCAAAUGGUGGGUUCCAUCAUUGGCAGCCAGCCCUACUGAAGCCGAGAACACCCAGGGACCGGGAGCGGACUUGGACCAGCUGUACCGGCUUGUUGACAGAGGUUCGCGAUAGCUCUCAAUGCUGGAACGUACAAAUUCGGGAAUUCAGCACGGCAAAUGAUGCAGAGAAACAAGAGUCGAAGAGACAAGUCGUCAGAGAAGGAUCAGGCCGGCUGUGCCUUUUACCCCUGGCGCGCCCCGUGCCGUCCCAGGACUCUUCGGACGAACAUUGUUACCCCUCCAGCUGGCAGGCUCUUGCCCAGCUCUCCGACCUCCAAGUGCCUUGAUCGGGGAUUCGGCGCGCGGGAGAAGUCAGGCCCUUGUGGAGGCCGCCACGCGUUUCGCUUCAUGCCACUAACCGGCAUGCAUCGAGCGCCAUUGCAGGGCGAAUGGACGUGGUCAUCGAUUUUUGGGCGGAAUUCUGCAAGUGGGUCAGAACUGACAUGUCUCCCAACGCGUCAAUGUUCUCAUUGGCUGGGGUGGUUUCCGUUCCGGGUGACGGUUGGCUCGCUGUGCCUGAAUGGCAGGGAUGUGGAACAGCUCCCGUCCGGUGCCUUGCAGACAGUUGCAAGGAACAGCUACGCCACACACUGACCAACCCUGUUUGGCUGCUACAUCUAAGAAGAAGGCGUCCCACGUAGUGGGCUUGAAGGGCUCUUUAACAGCAGCUUGAGGCCGCUCUUGUACCUCCAACUAUCCUUGUAAUAGCGACGUGUUUGGACGAGGUGCCGAAACUGCACCCUGGAGCUCCGACUGUCCACGCCCCUUCGCCCCGGCUGCUCCGCAGCCCACCCUUGGUUGGCCACCCAGAGGUCUGGGAUGUCUUAAAUCUCGGCUGUCUCGUUGCCCUGUUGCC